This is a messenger RNA of Miscanthus lutarioriparius, 756 nucleotides long. The record is from the annotation of a GenBank genome assembly. NCBI's taxonomy places the organism in Eukaryota, Viridiplantae, Streptophyta, Magnoliopsida, Poales, Poaceae.
AUGAGAAAAGAGCUGAGCAAAAUCAAUACGGAAUUUGCUGCUUUUAAGUUCAUCACCACACGAGGCACUAACACUAUUAAUGUUCAGCGUUAUGACAAAUCUGAGACAACAUCAUACUUUUUCCAUGAAGUAGAAGGGAAGGAAGGAGAAAAACAGGAAAUCAUAAAACUGUUACAUGCAAGUUCGAACCAUGCUGAGAGUGAGACAGUGAUUGUUCCUAUCUAUGGCCUUGGAGGUAUGGGCAAGAGUACUUUGGCACAACUAGUUUACAACGAUGACCAAUUCAAGAAGCUGUAUCAUUUUCAUAUAUGGGUUCAUGUCUCCCAGGAUUUCAAUUUAUUGAAAAUAGGAAACUCUAUAAUUUCUCAACUACAAGUAGAAGGAGCUCAGCAAAAUAGGGAUCUCCAGAAUAGGGACCUGCAGGUGAUAAUGCAGUGCCUUGAUAAACUACUCUGUACCAAGAAAGUUCCGAUCGUUCUAGAUGACUUAUGGGAGGAAGAUGACACUGAGUUGAGGAAACUGAAAAGUAUGCUUCUUUUUGGAAAAAAAGAUGUUAAAGUGCUUCCAUCAUUGAGGUUGAGUUAUCAAAGGAUGCCACAGCAGCUGAAGAAAUUUAUGCUUUUACUUGUUUUUACCUAUAGUACGAGGGGCAUUUUGUCUCAUGAACUACCCUGGAAAUCACAGUUUACUGACCGGGAACUGGCAGCAACAAAAAUGAUGGAAGAUGAAUUAGUGAUUGACACUAGAUGCAGAUGA